Nelumbo nucifera (sacred lotus) is the source of this 2727-nucleotide messenger RNA. RefSeq names its product RNA-binding KH domain-containing protein. NCBI's taxonomy places the organism in Eukaryota, Viridiplantae, Streptophyta, Magnoliopsida, Proteales, Nelumbonaceae. The record is from RefSeq and is a predicted model, not a curated record. Gene Ontology annotation, molecular function: RNA binding.
UCGUGUUCAUUUUUCUCUUCCUCGGUUCUGCCUUCUGCGCCCGGGAAACGAAAAAAAAAAAGGCCACAUCGUGUUCAUGUUUUGACUAGGAUAUUGGAGAUGGCCUCAAAAUCUAGAAAGUGAAGAAACCCACGAUUGGAGUUGGAGCUGAAGGAGCAAAUACGGAAACAGCUAAACGAGGGAAAAGAGUCCGUUAACGAUCUUCAACAUGUUUUAGUUGGCUUUAUCAGUUCAACCAUGGAGGGUUCAGGCUUGGUAGCCCCUAAACGCUCCUUUGAUCCUUCCGCUACCGAUCGCCCCGAACCCAAUGCCGGCACUAUCCCCUCUUCCACUAAACGUCGCCACCAUCAUUCCUCCUCCGCCACUCCAUCAAUGAUGUUCAAACUUCCCCCUCCUCCUCUCAAGCUGUCCGCCGGAGAAACCCUUUUCCGAAUCCUCUGCCCGGCGGUAAAGACUGGCGGCGUAAUCGGCAAGGGCGGCGCAAUCAUUCGUCAAUUCCGUGAAGAAACUGGCGCUAAGAUUCGUAUCGAUGAGUCUGUCCCGGGUUGCGAUGAGCGCGUAAUUCUUAUCGUUGCAGAAACCCCAAAGAAGAGAAAAGAGAACGCAAAUGGAGAUGGGAACGAUAAUGCUGGAGACAAAGAAGAGGAAGAUUUGGGAAAUUCGAGUUCGAAUGCGAAUUCUGGCGAGGAAGAGGCUUCGCCGGCCCAACUGGCGUUGGUGAGGGUUUUUGAGAGGAUGCUGAAGGUUGAUGAAGAGAGGUUCGGAGGUUCAGCGGAGAACGACGAUGGAGAGGAGAAGGAUAAAGAGAAGACAGUGAAUGCGGGUGGUAUUGGGGCGACACAGACUCCUGUCGUCUGUAGGUUGUUGGCACCUAGUAAUCAAGUGGGUUGUGUGCUUGGGAGAGGAGGCAAGAUUGUGGAGAAGAUAAGGCAGGACAGUGGUGCGCAGGUCAGAAUUCUUCCAAAGGAUCAUAUUCCAGCAUGUGCUUCUCCUGGGGAUGAGUUGAUUCAGAUAGCAGGGAAUUUUUCAGCUGUGAAGAGAGCACUCUUGUCUGUUUCGAGUUGCCUCCAAGAUAACCCUAGGGUUGAUGCAACCAACUCUGCCUCUUCUAAGCCACUAGGGACAGUGCACCGUGGAAAUGGCAUGCCUGCACAAGUGGUGGACACAUUUCCUCAGAGGGGCUAUGUAUCUGGCCUCCAUGCCGUUGACUAUCAUUCCAGGGGCUAUUCUUUGGUUCCAGGAUCAGAGGGUAUUGGACCAAAUCACAGGAAGGUUCUAGAAGAGGAAGUGGUGUUUAGAUUGUUAUGCCAACUUGACAAGGUUGCUGGUUUGAUUGGGAAAGGUGGUGCAAUUAUACGGGCUUUGCAAAGUGAAACAGGAGCAUCAAUCAAGAUUGCUGAUGCAGCACCUGAUUCAGAUGAGCGGGCUGUCAUCAUAUCUGCAAGAGAGAAUUCAGAACAAAAGCAUUCUCCUGCACAGGAAGCUGUUAUUCGUGCCCAUGCUAGAAUUGCAGAGAUAGGAUUUGAACCAGGUGCUGCAGUUGUUGCUAGGCUUCUUGUACAUUCACAGCAGGUAGGUUGUUUAUUAGGCAAAGGAGGUAGUAUUGUUGCUGAAAUGAGAAGAACAACAGGUGCAAGUAUACGCAUUUUUUCAAAGGAACAAAUCCCAAAAAGUGGUGCACCAAAUGAUGAUGUUGUGCAGGUUAUUGGCAGCUUACAGUCUGUACAAGAUGCAUUGUUUCAUAUUACAAACCGACUUAGGGAAACCAUUUUUCCUGUUAAACCCCCUAUCCCAGGCCUUGGUACCAGUACAUAUUUAUCUCCUUCCAUGGAAGCGCCUUCACCAAUUUUUAGACCAAGACAUGAUCCUUCCUCUCCUGGACAUUACCCUUCUUCAGUUGGACUUCCUCAUGUUCUGGAUCGUCCUGCUUUUCCUUCACAGCCUGUGGAUCGGCAGCCUGCUCUCUCCCAUUUUGAUCAAGCACCUUAUCCUUACAGUAGCGAAAGACCAGGACAUGGUCCAACGUUUGAUGCACCAUCUUCUCCAAGGUCAUGGGCACCUCAGGCAGUUAGCAGUGGAAACCCUAGGGGCAUUGCUGAUAGUGGAACAAGCUUGACUUCAAGAAAUGGGCUUAUUGGAAGUGGAAGUCAAGCAGCUGUUGUGACAAGCAUGACUGUUGAGGUUAUGGUACCUCAGACAUUAUUGAUCAAUGUUUAUGGGGAGAACAAUAGUAACCUUAAUCAGAUUAGGCAGAUAUCAGGUGCUAAGGUAGUAGUGCACGACCCAAGGUCUGCGGCUACCGAUGGAGUAGUUGUUGUAUCUGGGACACCUGAUCAGACUCGGGCUGCUCAAAGUCUGAUCCAUGCAUUUAUACUUGGUGGUCAGACCACACCUUGAUUAUCUGCGCUAGGUUCGGUGCUAGAUUCUUUAACCAUCCGAGUUAGAUGCUCAAAUGACUGCAAUUGUUGUGAAUUAUAUGAAUUCUUUUGGUGAAUCUUAUACUUCGCUAUCACUCUGUUUUUAUACGAUAUUUGUUUGUAUUUAGUUUAAUUUUCUCACCUCAUUUGUCCAAAAACUAUUGUUUUGAGGAAAAAAUAUCUCUCAAUAGGCAAUUUUGACCAAAGUAUUUAAUUGGUAGUCAAACAUAAAACACGACUUUUGCCAUGUAACGAGAGUUUAAUAUUGACACAAGUGCAAUGCUAUCAAUAUCAUAUUGAACUUGUAUCA